Diaporthe citri is the source of this 1059-nucleotide messenger RNA. RefSeq lists its product as uncharacterized. Bases 1 to 1059 code for a protein of 352 amino acids. The transcript has 12 exons. The record is from RefSeq and is a predicted model, not a curated record. Lineage: Eukaryota; Fungi; Ascomycota; Sordariomycetes; Diaporthales; Diaporthaceae.
AUGGCGUCGGGUCAGCGCCCGACCCCGGUGGGAUGGUAUGAGCCUCCUCUUUACGGCCGGACGCUCAGCAUCGCCAUCGCCUUUAUCUCCGGCUGCCUCAUCGCAUUCCUUCUAGCAAGCAAAGUGUUCGCGGUGAAAGACUGGCGGCUGCUGCCGUAUACCAUGUGGGUCGUCCUCGCGGUAUACUUAUUCAGCUUCAUCUUCGUCUUCGGAUCUACGGUGCUGCAGUUCGGGAUUGGGACGAAUUUCAACGAGCAAGCUUGCACGGCGGCAAUGGGAUUAUGUUUGUUCGCAUACGUGACGAGCAAGCAGGUCUUCAUAUACCUGUUUCUGGUUGACAGGGCGCAUAUCGUGCGUGGCUCAAAAAAGCCCCGUCUGAAGUCAAAACUUUACAUUUUCAACUCUUUUGGCAUGCUUGGGUGCUAUGUCGUUAUUACGAUUAUGAACUUUGUGUUGCAUAUUGCGGAGUUUGACAAGGGACAUUGUGUUAUUGGCCUACAAAAGCCCGUCAUCAUACCACUGAUUUCUUUUGAUGCGCUUGUCAACGUAUACCUAACUUUGUCCUUUCUCGUCCCACUGACAAGCUUGCCAACAAUCAAAUGGUCCGAGGUGUGGAAAACAGGCACAUUUGAGACGAUGUUGCAAAGCCUGCAGUUUCAGAGGACACCGGCCAAUGUCAGAUUGAGGAGGCUGGCGAAGAAGACGUUCAUCGGCUCUUGUUGUACACUGGUCAGCAGCAUCACGAACUUGACCGUAUUAAUGGCUCUCAACGGGGAAGAGUCUUGGCUGUGCCUGAUGUGCUGCAACAGCGACAUCCUAUUUUCUGCAAUCGUAAUGCACUGGCUCACUUCGAACGAGCACACGGCAACCAAAAAGCCCGCAAACGCAAACGCCUACGUGAGGCGCUCGCAACAGUCCGGCCCGUCGAGAUCAGCGACGGACGACACGGCGGUGGUGCAACAGCCUUUGAUGGUGGCGACUCCUACGAAACUCGGGCCAUCAGUCGGGGACAGUGGGUUCUCGGCUGACCCAGAGAGUAACCGCAGCCACCCCGGUUGA